AUGUUAUUUCAAACAACAAAAAUCUAUAUUCAUUUCAACCUACGUAAACGUUUUAAAAAUGAAGAAAUAAAUAUAAAUAAAAAUGAAAUUGAAGAUGAACAUUUUGAUGAUAUACUUGAAUCAAUUUAUAUUGAAAAACUUCUUUCAAUACUUUCAAUAUGUCAUUCAUCACUUGAUUCAUUACUAUCAAUACCGUUAAAUUCUUCAACAAAAAUUUCUUGCUGCAUCAAUAACAUCAACAAAUCAAUAUUCUCAUCAUUUAUACAUACAACAAUACAUUUAAAUAUAAAUGAUUUAAUAUCUGUUGAUGAUAGUAUUUAUUAUUGUUUAUCAUCAUUUAUAUCACAACCAAAUUAUCUUAUACUAAUAAUUUUUAAUAAUUUAUUAAUAUAUUCAAAUUAUUUAUCAAAUCAAACACAAAUACCAUCAAUACAACGUAUUUAUGAUCAAAGACAAUCAUUAAAUAAUACAAUGGAUAUUGGUUCAAUAAAUUUAUUAUCACAAUGUCAAAUGACAUGUUCAAAUCCAAAUGCAACAUCACCUGAAAUAUUAAUACAAUCAAAUAAUAAUCUUCAAACAACAAUAACAUUAUUAUCACGUCGUUUACGUUCACCACCAUGGUCAUAUACAUAUUUACCUAAUGAACAACGUUCUACAUUGAUCAAUGGUCAUUAUUUUAUACCAUCUAGUUAUUUAUUAAAUACACAAGGACAACAAAUAAUUAAUUUAUCAUUAACAAAACCAAUUGAUAUUGUUAAACAAUUCCGUAUACAUUUUUAUAAACCAAUUGAUCAUGAUAGAAUUGGUUUACAACAAAUCUACAUAUAUGGUUAUUAUGCAUAUGAUCAACAAAUGAUUAUUGAACAAACAAGCCAUCCAUAUCAAACAUUAAUAUCAACUGUUUAUGGUAAACAAAUAUUAAAUAAUAAAAAUAAUUUAAAUACAACAAUAAUAACAACAUUAAAUGAUGAUGAUAAUAUUAAAUUAAUGUAUACAUCAAUAAAAUCUUCAACAACAAAUAUAAAUAUAAUUGAUAAUAGUCAUCAAAUAUCAAUGAUAUUAUCAGAUAAAUAUCGUUCAUUUAAUCAUUAUUUACAAUUAAUACAUUUAUGUUUAAAAAAAAAAUUCAUUAAUAUUAAAUGA
This is a messenger RNA of Rotaria sordida, 1143 nucleotides long. Lineage: Eukaryota; Metazoa; Rotifera; Eurotatoria; Philodinida; Philodinidae. The record is from the annotation of a GenBank genome assembly.